AUGGACCAAAAGACCACAGUCACCCUCCUUGAGCUUGCUGCAAAGAGUCUGCUGAAUAAUGAGCCUGCAGCUAUCCAUGCCCUGGACGAAAUCCCAAGAGACCUCUUUGUUCCAUUGUUCAACGCUGCCUUCUUGGGUGGGCAUAAGACGAUACUAAAGGCAAUGGUGAGGGUUUGGCCUUUUCGCUGUCUCCAUAUUGGGUCAUUGAACACACGGGAGUCACACUAUGACAUCUUGGAAGCCAUGAUUGAUGGUCUGCAGAUGCUCCCUGCCAAGAACUCUUCCUCUUGUAAAAUUCAGCAGAACUUUGGGUCCUUGCACGUCUGCUGCAGAAAUUUGCAAAUCGAUAGAAUGUCUGGCCACAGAAGUAUCCUGCAGUUUGUGGAUCUGGGUUGCAUUGAUCACCUGGAAAUGGAUCAGGCUAAUCUGAGUGAAGUCGUCACCCUUUUGGCUCGGGUGAUCCACCUUUACAGCCUUACUCUGUACAACAUGCCCUAUAAAUAUUUUGAGAGAAGGAACUUCAGAUCUUUUCUCCUCUGCCUUGGGCGGCUGGACAAUCUCCAGGAGCUCAGCUUAUCUUUCUUCUGCCUCACAAAUCAGCUGUACAGACUGCUCAGCAUAGGCACUGCUGGGAUUUUGAAUCUAGCCGGGGGAGAGAGGGGUACCUUACGAGUUGUGCCACGUCAGUUGGAUACACUGUAUCUACCUUACUGUAGCCUUUCUGACAGAGAUGUCACUGUCCUGUCCGAGAGCUCUCAGGCCACCCACCUAAGGGUAUUGAGUCUCAGUAACAACCAUUUCUUCUCCGAAGUUUAUGAGCCCCUGCAGACUCUGCUGGAGAAGGUCUCAAGCACCUUGCAACAUCUGGAGAUAGACAAUUGUAUGAUAACUGAUUCUACUCUCUCUGCCAUCCUCCCAGCCCUGAGCCACUGUACCCACCUCAAUUUCCUUAGCUUUGCCUUCAAUCCCAUUACGAUGCUUGUGCUCAAGAGCCUUCUGCAGCACUUGACAUCCUUGAUGAAGCUGAAGUAUGUGAUUUAUCCUGUCCCUCUCCAUUGCUACGAGGAAGGGAAUUUUCAUGACAGUUUGGACCGACAGAAACUUGCUGAAGUUCAGGCUCAGUUGGAGGCGAUGCUGCACGGGGCACAGCGGGACGACAUGAAAUGGGUCACUUGUGAUUUCCACAGUACAAGGAGGAGAUUCAACACUGAUGUGUGGCCAUGA
This is a messenger RNA of Mesoplodon densirostris (Blainville's beaked whale), 1224 nucleotides long. RefSeq names its product melanoma antigen preferentially expressed in tumors-like. The record is from RefSeq and is a predicted model, not a curated record. Bases 1 to 1224 code for a protein of 407 amino acids. NCBI's taxonomy places the organism in Eukaryota, Metazoa, Chordata, Mammalia, Artiodactyla, Ziphiidae. The transcript has 4 exons. Gene Ontology annotation, cellular component: cytoplasm.